This is a messenger RNA of Brassica napus (rape), 1427 nucleotides long. Its product is annotated as ribose-phosphate pyrophosphokinase 4-like. Gene Ontology annotation, molecular function: magnesium ion binding; ribose phosphate diphosphokinase activity. Gene Ontology annotation, biological process: 5-phosphoribose 1-diphosphate biosynthetic process; purine nucleotide biosynthetic process. The transcript is spliced from 6 exons. Lineage: Eukaryota; Viridiplantae; Streptophyta; Magnoliopsida; Brassicales; Brassicaceae. Gene Ontology annotation, cellular component: cytoplasm; ribose phosphate diphosphokinase complex. The record is from RefSeq and is a predicted model, not a curated record. The coding region runs from base 71 to 1099 and encodes 342 amino acids.
AUAAAUAAAACCUUUAAACCAUUUUUUGUUGUGUAUCUGAUUCCGACAUUAAGACACUUCAACGGCGUCAAUGUCUGAGAACGCAGCCAACAACAACAACAGCAUCAUGGAGAAGAACCAGGCGAUUUGUAAAGAAGCCAUUGUGUCUGAACUACAGAAGAAGAAAGUUCAUCUCUUUUACUGCUUAGAGUGUGAAGAACUCGCUCGCAACAUUGCCUCUGAAUCUGAUCACAUCACUCUCCAAUCCAUCAACUGGAGGAGCUUUGCUGAUGGGUUCCCCAAUCUGUUUAUUAACAACGCACAUGAGAUCAGAGGACAGCACGUUGCUUUCCUUGCUUCGUUCAGCUCUCCUGCGGUUAUCUUUGAGCAGAUCUCUGUCAUUUACUUGCUCCCUCGCUUGUUUGUUGCCUCCUUCACCUUGGUGUUGCCUUUCUUCCCCACUGGCUCCUUUGAGAGAAUGGAAGAGGAAGGAGAUGUUGCAACUGCUUUCACCAUGGCUAGGAUUGUCUCUAACAUCCCCAUUUCACGUGGUGGUCCGACUAGUGUAGUCAUCUACGACAUUCACGCCCUACAGGAAAGGUUCUACUUUGCUGAUCAGGUUCUUCCUUUGUUUGAGACUGGUAUCCCCUUGUUGACGAAACGUCUUCAACAGCUUCCUGAGACUGAGAAAAUUAUAGUUGCAUUUCCAGAUGAUGGAGCCUGGAAGCGUUUCCACAAGCUGUUGGACCAGUAUCCCACGGUGGUGUGCACAAAGGUUCGUGAAGGUGAUAAGAGAAUAGUGAGGCUGAAGGAAGGAAACCCUGCUGGUUGUCACGUUGUUAUUGUGGAUGAUCUUGUGCAGUCUGGGGGUACACUCAUUGAAUGUCAGAAAGUAUUGGCAGCUCAUGGAGCUGCGAAGGUGAGUGCGUAUGUAACUCAUGGUGUCUUCCCAAAGAGCUCCUGGGAGCGUUUCACUCACAAGAACAACGGAUCAGAAGAAGCGUUUGCAUACUUUUGGAUCACGGAUUCUUGUCCACAGACUGUGAAGUCCAUAGGAAACAAGGCUCCUUUCGAAGUCUUGAGCCUUGCGGGAUCUAUUGCUGGUGCUCUGCAGAUUUGAAGCAAAUAGAGAUAAAAGCCUAGUCCUUGCUGGUCCUGGUGGUUUCGCCUUGGUGUUGUACUCUUAAGAGAUGUUACCUAGAUGAUCAAUUUGUGAAAUAAUCAUAUCACUUUUGCUGAGAGACAGAUUGUUGAAACCUCGUAUGCUGUUCUUGACUUAUGUUGAUUGGUCUUUGUUUUGCAACAAAAUAAAUUGUUAAGUUCAUUAAAAUAAACUAAACCCUCUCCACCUCUGUGGGUCUGAGAGAGAAAUGAUAACAGGUGUGUGAUUGUCUUGUUCAUCAUCUUGAAUCUUGAUGUCAAUUACAAAGUGGCAAUCACUUGCACUC